CAUCGAAACAUGAAAAUUCUUGGCGCAAUGUAUGAACUGUCAGUUCAGUGUUUGUAUACAAAGAAGCGUCAGCUGGUUGGAUUUUUAGCUCUGUCCUAAUACUUCUGAAAAUGGCACUUAUCUAGAUUAUUUCGAAGGAAUGUAUGUGCAGGUGGAAGUUGGAUCUCCAAGGCAGAGUUUGCAGAGGGAAUGGAGUGCAAAAGUGUGCAAGCGGAGCCAGAAUAUGCCUCUAUUUUGGCACAUCUGAACAAGUCCAACAAAGUGUGGAAUCUGUUGAAUGAGGCGCUUGAAAAAUGGCCAAAAUUCCACCCGAAACUUUCAGCCCUUUUGCCACUUUCUCAGGGGAAAGGACAAACUAUGGACCCUGCAAAGAUCUGCAGCAAGCAUCGUGAUGCGGUCGUUAGCAACCUCAGAUUCCUACACGUGUAUUAUGGCUUUGGAGCGCACACAUUUGCAAUGGCAGUUAACAUCUUGGACCGAUUCCUCUGCAAAAUUAAGGCACAUGUGAAGUAUCUACCAUGUAUCGCAACUACCUGUUACUACAUUGCCGUGAAAACAAUGGAAGAAAGUGAGGAUAUUCCUUGUAUUUCGGAACUCCUAAUGUACAACCAGUGUAACUGCACAGUGUCCGACCUUGUCCGUAUGGAACGCCUCAUUCUGAACAAACUAAACUGGGACCUGUGUUCCGUCACUGCGACACACUUCCUCGAAUAUUUCUGUGCAAUACUACAGCGACAAUUUCCUAAUAUGGAAGUCCUCAAUAUUGAGAAGCUAACCAUUCAAAUGGAUAUUUUAAUGUGCCACAUGACCUUCUCAGAAUUCUCGCCUGCUGGACUUGCCCUCGCCCUGUUAGCUCAUGCCCUCCAAGAGAGUAUGCCUAAAGAUGUGAUGGACGUAAUUAACUUUAUUUUUGAUCUACAGACACAUUGCAAGGUAACAGACUGUGAGUUUGUGCAGUGUCGUGAUAUGAUUCUAGAAUAUUCCGUCCUCCAUUACACGCAGUCAAAGCAGCAGCCACGUCCGCAGCUAAUCUGGACCGUGUCCCGCAAAAUGUUAAUGCUGCUGAAUCCGAGUAAGAAAGUCUAUACAGUGCUGUCACCUAUUGAGGAGUCAGAUGACAGUGCAGAUGAUGCAGAUGUCUCGGACUCAGAAUCUUCAGAUGAUAACUGCAGCAAUUCCCUAGAAGGUUCACCGAACGAUCCCAACCUUUCGUCAGGAAAAUUCUAUUUCUACACUACACCAGUGAAACACUCAGGAAAUAGUGACAGUCCGACCACAGUGCCAUCUGUGCCAGUCCGUUCCACAAAUUCUUGCAUGCCCAUAAUUGAAUGUGGAAGUGCCACCGAUCAGUGUCCAAUAAUUGACAAGUGCCUGGAGACGAAUCUGAAUUUUAAAAAUCUCAAAAUCUGCUCACAUGGUACCAGCUAGUACAAUUUUACAAAUAUUUUAGUUCAGUUUUUAAUAUGUGAAGGGCAGGUAUUAUUGUUUUUAAUAAAAGAGUGAGAAUUUGUGCAUAUAGUGUUAAGGUAGCUAAAGUGUUUUCGCUCUAAUGGCACCUGGCUGCACUUCAAUACCGAUAACUGCAGUUCACGUAAUUGCAAUGGUGGUGUGAAUUCAAUGACCUAACCUGGACUGCAGUUAACGAUCUUGAUUGUGUGAAAAAGCACAAAUUUCAAUGUUUAUCCAAUAACUGAAUUUAUGUAUGCAGUGAUCGUAUGAUAUUAAAAUAUUUGAAUUUUAUAUUGUGAAUGUGAAGAGAUACCAGUACUACGCUGAUUAUAGGCUUAUGAAAUCCAGAAAUCGUAGGAUGACAACACUGAGCUGAACGCUUGGA
Messenger RNA from Owenia fusiformis, 1834 nucleotides. Lineage: Eukaryota; Metazoa; Annelida; Polychaeta; Sabellida; Oweniidae. The record is from the annotation of a GenBank genome assembly.